AUGACGGUUAAUCAAAUGAAAACUAUCGAUUUGGAGGAAGGAUGGAAUUUCAUGCAGACGGGGAUCACAAAAUUAAAGGAUAUAUUGGAGGGACAGGCAGAAACACAGUUCAGCCCCGAAGAGUACAUGAUGCUUUACACAACCAUAUACAACAUGUGUACCCAGAAACCUCCUCACGAUUAUUCACAGCAACUAUACGAGAAGUACAAGGAGGCUUUUGAUGACUAUAUUCAUUCAACGGUUCUGACAUCUUUGAGAGGAAAGCAUGAUGAAUUCAUGCUGAGGGAACUUGUAAAAAGAUGGGUGGAUCAUAAAGUCAUGGUCAGGUGGCUUACACGUUUCUUUCACUAUCUUGAUCGAUAUUUUAUUGCUCGGAGGUCGCUCCCUGCACUCAAAGAAGUUGGGCUGACCUGCUUCCGUGAUCUGGUUUACCAAGAAAUGAGAAGUAUUGCCAGAGAUGCUGUUAUUACUCUUAUUGAUCAAGAACGUGAGGGAGAGCAGAUUGACAGAGCUUUGUUAAAGAAUAUUUUGGAUAUAUUUGUUGAAAUCGGAAUGGGGCAGAUGGAUUACUAUGAAAAUGACUUUGAAGAUGUCAUGCUUCAAGAUACUGCUGCAUUUUAUUCAAGAAAAGCAUCAAACUGGAUUGUGGAAGAUUCUUGUCCAGAUUACAUGAUGAAGGCAGAGGAUUGCUUGAAGAAGGAGAAGGACCGAGUAUCUCAUUAUCUACACUCCAGUAGCGAGACAAAGCUUUUGGAGAAAGUGCAAAAUGAAUUGUUGGUGGUACAUACCAAUGAUCUGUUGGAGAAGGAGCAUUCUGGAUGCCGUGCAUUGCUUAGAGAUGAUAAGGUGGAGGAUCUUUCCAGGAUAUACAGGCUCUUCCACAAGAUUCCGAAAGGAUUGGACCCCGUUGCCAACAUGUUUAAACAGCAUGUCAUUUCUGUAGGUAUGAUUUUAGUCCAACAUGCUGAGGAUGUAGCAAGUAGCAAGGCUGAGAACACUAGUGGAGCACAGGAGCAGGCAUUUGUCAAGAAAGUAAUCGACUUGCAUGACAAGUACUUUGCAUACGUUACAGAUUGUUUUUCAAACAACUCCCUGUUUCACAAGGCUCUGAAGGAUGCUUUCGAAGUUUUUUGCAACAAAGUUGUUGCUGGCUUCUCUAGUGCAGAGCUUUUGGCAUCAUACUGUGAUAAUAUUUUGAAGAAAGGGGGAAGUGAAAAGCUCAGUGAUGAAGCUAUUGAGGAUACUCUGGACAAGGUAGUCAAACUCCUUGCCUAUAUCAGUGAUAAGGACCUUUUCGCUGAGUUUUAUAGAAAAAAGCUCUCUCGUCGGCUGCUUUUUGACAAAAGUGCCAAUGAUGACCACGAAAGACUAAUUUUAACGAAGCUAAAACAACAAUGUGGUGGGCAAUUUACAUCAAAGAUGGAGGGAAUGGUAACUGAUUUGACAUUGGCAAAGGAAAACCAGAACCACUUCCAGGAAUAUCUCAGCAACAAUCAAGCUGCUAGUCCAGGGUUGGAGUUGACUGUCACUGUUCUCACAACUGGAUUCUGGCCUAGUUAUAAAUCUUCUGAUCUGAGUCUCCCAGCAGAGAUGGUGAAGUGUGUUGAGGUUUUCAAGGAGUUUUAUCAAACCAAAACGAAACAUAGGAAACUCACAUGGAUUUAUUCAUUGGGAACUUGCAACAUUAAUGGAAAGUUUGAGCAAAAAACUAUAGAGUUGAUUGUUGGGACAUAUCAGGCUGCAGUACUGCUGUUAUUCAAUGCGUCAGAUAGGCUGAGUUAUUUAGACAUCAAGACUCAGUUAAAUUUGGCUGAUGAUGAUUUAGUCAGAUUGCUUCAGUCCCUUUCAUGCGCCAAGUACAAAAUUUUGGUUAAGGAGCCAAAUACUAGAUCUGUAUCUCUAACUGAUUAUUUCGAGUUCAAUUCCAAGUUCACGGACAGGAUGAGGAGGAUUAGGAUCCCUCUGCCUCCUGUAGAUGAGAGGAAAAAGAUAGUUGAAGAUGUUGACAAGGAUAGGCGCUAUGCCAUUGACGCGUCAAUUGUGCGCAUAAUGAAGAGUCGAAAGGUUCUCGGCCAUCAACAGUUAGUCAUGGAGUGUGUUGAGCAGUUGAGCCGCAUGUUCAAGCCCGACUUUAAAGCAAUCAAAAAGAGGAUUGAAGAUUUGAUAACAAGAGACUAUUUGGAAAGAGACAAGGAGAAUCCAAACCUGUUCCGGUACUUAGCAUGA
This is a messenger RNA of Fraxinus pennsylvanica, 2226 nucleotides long. NCBI's taxonomy places the organism in Eukaryota, Viridiplantae, Streptophyta, Magnoliopsida, Lamiales, Oleaceae. The record is from the annotation of a GenBank genome assembly.